AUGUCAACGACCCGAAUUCGAAUCCGAAACCGUUCUCCCGAUCGAAAACAAAACGCCAAAAUCUGUCCAAUCGAAAAUCACAAUCGCCGAGUCGAGCGCGGACAAAAGCUUCGUCGAAACGUCGAUCCGGCCCCGCUCCGCUACGCACAGCUGGGGAACUCCGCCUCCCGCCGCGCUCGCAGCCGCCGGCAGCCCGCCAUGGCCGAGCCCUCCGCCGCCGCCGCCGCCGCGGCCCGCCCUUUCCGUGGGCGUCUCGAUUUCUCCCCCGAUUCGCCGCCGAAGCGCGCUCUCUCGCCCGAUCAGCACAAGUUCUGCGCCGAGGCGCUGAGGGCGCUCAAGGAGAAGCUCCAGACGCCCGAGAGGAUCAUGCAGGAGUUCGGUCACUUGCAGGCAAACAGACUGAGGUCAUCUGAGAUGCUGAGGAGCUGUACCGUCGCUCUGGAUGACAUCAAUUUGAGCAAAAAUCGCUACACAGAUGUUGUGCCAUUUGACCAGACUAGAGUUGUUCUGAACCCAUGUAAGGAUUACAGACCUGCGGCGAGGGGUUACAUUAAUGCAAGCUUCAUCACGGCUUCCUCAAACGAAAACGUUAGUCGAUUCAUAGCCACGCAAGGCCCAUUGCCGCAUACCUAUGAGGACUUUUGGGAGAUGAUACUCCAGCAACGUUGCCCGGCAGCUGUCAUGCUUACUCGGUUGGUUGACAGCUACAGGACAUUUAAUUCCGCAGGUGUCAAGAUGGUCAAAUGUGGAGAUUAUUUUCAGGCAGAAGAUGGUCCGAGAGACUUCGGAAAUAUCUGUAUCACGACUAAAUGGAUAAAGAACACUGAUACUUCAUUGGUGUUGCGUCAUUUGAAGGUGAAUUACAAAGAGACCGAGGAGCCACCUAUUUCUGUUCUUCAUAUACUAUACCCUGAUUGGCCUGAUCAUGGAGUUCCGGCUGAUACGAUUGCUGUCCGUGAAAUUUUUAAGAGAAUAAACGAGAUACCACCGGAUGUUGGCCCAAUAGUUGUGCACUGCAGUGCAGGCAUAGGUAGGACUGGAACAUACUGCACAAUUCACAAUACCGUGCAAAGAAUUCUUGUUGGUGACAUGUCUUCUUUAGAUCUAGUCGAUACCAUAACCAUUUUUAGGUCUCAGCGAAUUGGAAUGGUUCAAACGCUGGAGCAAUAUGUGUUCUGCUACAAAGCUAUCAUUGAUGAAUUGGAAGAUUUGAUCUCCUAGGUCAACUGCAAGUAGCUGAAAGUUGUAUGCAUGACGUACGCGUCAUUCAUCAAUUUUGCUUUUUUGAAAGUCACUCGGAAGAUGGUCAACUGCUCGUUGCUUUCUCGAGAAGUUGAAGGCAAUUCAGGUUUAAAUUUUUCCCAAUCUGCUGUUCUCCUUCAAUAGUAGGCAUUCUGCAACAUGUUGCGAAUCGGUGGAAGAACUACCUGCUGGGAGUAGAGCCGGUUUCAUGGUCCCUUGCUCAUUGAUCUUGAAGGUAGUCGUAGUAAUAACUCGUUGGCUGCAUUGUUAUGUCGUACUAACUUCCUGGUAGAUUUUAGAAUUACUGUGCUGUUGUCUGCUACGAGUUAGAUUUUACUGUAUUAUGCAGCAUAUUCAUAGUGCAUGUAUAUGUUUUGUGUUACUUCAGUGGUCCCUGGAGUCUGCAUGGCUGGUAAUGUACCAAAACGACUUUCAAAGCCAAUGGCUUAUUGUUGUGGAUAUGACAAUCAGAAGUAGGGUUACGACCAUUUUUUCCCCCCAAA
Syzygium oleosum is the source of this 1745-nucleotide messenger RNA. Its product is annotated as protein-tyrosine-phosphatase PTP1. The coding region runs from base 1 to 1221 and encodes 406 amino acids. NCBI's taxonomy places the organism in Eukaryota, Viridiplantae, Streptophyta, Magnoliopsida, Myrtales, Myrtaceae. Gene Ontology annotation, molecular function: protein tyrosine phosphatase activity. Gene Ontology annotation, biological process: protein dephosphorylation. The transcript has 9 exons. The record is from RefSeq and is a predicted model, not a curated record.